Lymnaea stagnalis (great pond snail) is the source of this 198-nucleotide messenger RNA. The record is from the annotation of a GenBank genome assembly. NCBI's taxonomy places the organism in Eukaryota, Metazoa, Mollusca, Gastropoda, Lymnaeidae.
AUGAAGGGCCAAGAUAAGAGAGAGGGCCUUAAAACAGCCCUGGUAGAACAGCUGCUGUUAAUGACGUCAUGCGAUGUUCUGAUGGUCAGCAAAAGCGGUUUCAGCAUGGCUGCAGCCUACAUCAGAAUGGGACUCAUAGGUUUUAAAAAUAAUUUUUUAUUCAAAAAUGGCCAUGUGUCUGGAUGGAGUCUCUGGUAG